Messenger RNA from Brienomyrus brachyistius, 1179 nucleotides. RefSeq names its product apolipoprotein A-I-like. The coding region runs from base 115 to 885 and encodes 256 amino acids. The transcript is spliced from 4 exons. Gene Ontology annotation, molecular function: phospholipid binding; phosphatidylcholine-sterol O-acyltransferase activator activity; cholesterol binding. Gene Ontology annotation, cellular component: chylomicron; high-density lipoprotein particle; extracellular region. Gene Ontology annotation, biological process: triglyceride homeostasis; very-low-density lipoprotein particle remodeling; lipoprotein metabolic process. The record is from RefSeq and is a predicted model, not a curated record. Lineage: Eukaryota; Metazoa; Chordata; Actinopteri; Osteoglossiformes; Mormyridae.
UGGACUUUGGGUCCCAGACUUUAGGUCUCAGCUCCAUAUAUAAACAGCCAGACACUGCCACACUGACACAGAGAACCUCAAUCCCAACACAGGAAACGUGUCUUAAACACCGGCAUGAAGGUCUUUGUAGUACUUGCACUUGCAGUAUUUUCUGCAGGUUGUCAUGCCAACAUUCUGUGGGCUGAUGAGCCCAAACCACAGCUGGAAAAGGUGACCGAUGCAUUCUGGGAGUAUGUUGCCAAGGCUACGCAAACCACUGAAGAGACUCUGAAGAUGAUCAGGGAGUCUCAGCUGGGCCAAGCGGUUAAUGCCAAGAUUACAGAAAGUGCUGAUGUGGCUAACCAAUACACAGUGGCUCUGCGUGGUCAGCUGACCCCACUGGCCGAAGAUACGUUGACUCAGAUUUUCAAACAAGCAGAGGUUCUGAGGGAACGUCUGGCAGAGGAUGUGAGCUCGGCUAAGGGUAAGCUGGAGCCAUACACCGAUGAGCUGAAGGCUAAAAUUCAGGAACGAGUGGAGCAGCUGAAGGGGGGAAUAGCCCCUUAUGCAGAUUCCCUGGACACCGAAGCCCUGAAGACCACCCUGCUCCAAAAGAGUGAAGAAAUGAAGGCCAGUCUGGAUGAGAACGUGAAGGAGCUGCAGACCAAGCUGGGCCCAUACACUGAGGAGCUCCGGGAGAAAGUGGACCAGCGUCUGCAGGAGUUCAAGGACAACGUAGCUCCUCUGGCUGAGAACAUCCAGAGCCAGAUGAUGCAGAGAGCAAAGACGGUCCAGCAGAGUCUGGCACCUUAUGCUGAAGACCUGAGGGAGAAGCUGGACCCCUAUGCCCAGGACCUGAAAACCAAGUUAAGCUCACUCUGGGAAUCCUUCAUCAGUAGCAGUUAAAAACAAAACUCCAAAUCCUUUCUGAACAUUGCUAGUGAGCAUUUCAGAGAUACGAUUUCUCUUGAUCCUGCUUUAUCAAAACAAUGCCUGGCCAAUACAGUCACACAAACAGGACCACACUGCAUUUGAAACAAAACCAAACUGUGAGACCACUCUGAGAUAUUAGUUUCUAACUACUGAGCACUUUAUUUUAUUCAUACAAUGUAUGUUUGGUUUUGUGAAUGCUGCAUGAAAUGUAUAUGGUUGACUUCACACUGUAAUGAAUGAUAUUUACAAUAAAUAUAUUUUAAAACA